Messenger RNA from Salvelinus sp. IW2-2015, 3732 nucleotides. Lineage: Eukaryota; Metazoa; Chordata; Actinopteri; Salmoniformes; Salmonidae. The record is from RefSeq and is a predicted model, not a curated record.
CUUAUCCGCAUGUGGGAGGAGCUGUUUGGGGUGUUGUGGAUCUAUCUGUAAAGGGAAAAAAAUUCAGUGGGAGUGAUAGUCAGCGCUUCUGUUUCUUAUUGACAUAUUACAGUUCAAAUUGAUACGAAUUGAAAUAGCUAACUAUAGCCAUGCCUGGAAUAGAUAAAUUACCAAUAGAGGAGACAUUCGAGGACAGUCCGCAGACGCGCUCCCUGCUCGGUGUGUUUGAGGAGGAUGCAGCUGCUAUAUCUAAAUACUCCCAGCAGCUCUUCCAGGCCAUGCACAGAAUCUACGAUGCACAGAAUGAGUUGAGUGCUGCCACCCAUCUCACCUCCAAGCUUCUGAAGGAGUAUGAGAAACAGCGUUUCCCUCUUUGCAGCGACGACGAGGUCAUGAGCUCCACUCUGCAGCAGUUUGCCAAAGUCAUAGACGAGCUGAGUUCCUGUCAUGCAGUGCUGUCCACUCAGCUGGCUGACGCCAUGAUGUUUCCCAUCACUCAGUUUAAGGAGAGGGACUUAAAAGAGAUCCUGACCCUGAAGGAAGUGUUCCAGAUAGCCAGCGAUGAUCACGACGUGGCCAUCAACAGAUACAGCCGUCUCUCUAAACGGAGGGACAAUGAGAAGGUGAAGGGCGAGGUGAUGGAGGAUGUGUACACCUCCAGGAAGAAGCAGCACCAGACCAUGAUGCACUACUUCACAGCCCUCAACACGCUGCAGUACAAGAAGAAGAUGUCCCUGCUGGAGCCACUGCUGGGAUACAUGCAAGCACAGAUCAGCUUCUUCAAGCUGGGAUCAGAGAACCUCACCCAGCAGUGGGAAGACUUCCUCACCGACAUAGGAACCAGUGUUCAGAAUGUCCGCAGGGAGAUGGCCGGGGAGGUGGAUGUGAUGCAACAGACCAUCCAGGAUAUGGAGCAGGCCAAUGACCUCCUCUACAUGCCCGACCCAGACCCCAGCCUGGUUCCUGUCAACCGCAACCUCACACGCAAGGCCGGCUACCUCAACACUCGCAAUAAAACGGGCCUAGUGUCUUCAUCCUGGGAGCGGCAGUACUUCUUCACCCAGGGAGGGAACCUGAUGAGCCAGGCGCGGGGGGACGUGGCGGGSGGUCUUGUCAUGGAUAUAGACAACUGCUCCGUCAUGGCCGUGGACUGUGAGGACCGACGCUUCUGCUUCCAGAUCACAUCCUUCGACGGCAAGAAAGUGGCCAUCUUGCAGGCAGAGAGCAGGAAGGAUUGUGAAGAGUGGAUUGCAACGAUUAACAACAUCUCAAAGAGGAUAUAUCUCAGUGAGAACCCAGAGGAAAUCGCAGCCAGAGUGAACCAAUCAGCUCUUGAGGCUGUGACACCGUCUCCCUCAUUCCAGCAGAGGCAUGAGAGUAUGCGGCCGAGCACACAAGGGCGGCCACCGGCAGCGCGGGCCAGCAGUGUGAGCUCGGCAGGCUCUGAGACGGCCUCCCCGGCCCUCUCCGUCCUCUCCUUGGACGCACUGGUGGCUCCAAACACGCCGAUCCAGUUUGACAUCAUCUCUCCAGUCAGCGAGGAGGACGCAGGACAGGCGAAGGCUGUCGGACUGGGAAGAAGGACCAAUCCUUUUGGUGAAUCAGGAGGCACACCAGCUGAGGAGAGUGAAGGCUCUAUCCUGCACCAGCUGUUCAUUGCGCAUUUCCUGGGCUGUAUGGAGGUGAAAAAUGCGGACAGCUCUGACGUCAUCUAUGAGACCAUGAGACAGAUCCUAGCAGCCAGAGCCAUACACAACAUCUUCAGGAUGACGGAGUCUCACCUGCUGGUCACCUGCGAAUGCCUCAAGCUAAUCGAUCCUCAGACACAAAUCACACGGCUGAGGUUCCCUCUCUCCAGCGUGGUGUUGUGUGCUGCCCACCAGGAGAACAAGCGUCUGUUUGGAUUUGUUCUGCAGACAGCAGAAGGCAGGGUGGACGGACGACCAAUCAUUGUCUGCUACAUCUUUGAGUCCAACAAUGAUGGGGAAAAGAUCUGUGACAGUGUGGGGCUGGCCAAACAGAUAGCUUUCCACUCAGAGAUGGAUCGCAAAGCCACGGAGAAGAAGAAGGAGCGGGACAAGGCCAAGGAGAAACAGCAGGAGGAGCUGAGUAAACAGAAACAGAUAGAAAAGGACCUAGAGGAACAGAGCCGUUUGAUUGCCGCCUUCAGUCGCCCCACCCCCCUUGCCGCUGGCACUGACGGACAGUUCCUGGUGCUGAGCAACAGCCAGUCAGAGGACAGCGAUGCAGGAGUGGAGGGGCGGGAGAAGGAAUUGGAACCAACGCAACGGAGAAGUCACACCAUAGUCAAUAGACCAUCGGAGCCUUCCUCAGAGAUAAAGGGGACAGAAGAUGAGCAGAAGCUCAACUGUAAACAACACUUUACGGAGUCCUACAGGAGAACAUUAAACUGGUACAUUGGGCGCAGGCCGCGGACGGCUUUCAGUAGCACACAGAUUGAAGUCUUGGAGGGUGUGUUUCUCAUCAACUCAUACCCGGGUAUUGACAUCAGAGAAGAACUGGCACAAAGGUUACAUCUGGAUGAGGAUAGAAUACAGAUCUGGUUUCAGAACCGCAGGGCCAAGCUGAAACGUUUUCACAGAGAGUCACAGUUCCUCAUGGUGAAAAAAGCCUUCGCAGAUCUCAAGGACAAAGAAGAGGAAGAGUCCUUAUGAUAAACACAGACCUUAUAGGGGCCUUAAUUACCUUAAUUAAGGACCUCUCGCCCUCUCUUUCUCUCUCUCUCUCUCUCUCUCUCUUUCUAUAUAUAUAUUUAAUAUAUUCUGAUGUGAAUGUACAUUUUUCUAGGGCAGCGUUUCCCAAACUCGGUCCUCGGGUCCCCAAGGGGUGCACGUUUAGCUUUUUGCCUUAGCGCUCCUAACAUUACACAGCUGAUUCAAAUAAUCCAAGCUUGAUGAUGAGUUGAUUAUAUGAAUCAGCUGUGUAGUGCURGGGCAAAAAGUCAACAAAACCUGCACCGAGUUUGGGAAACCCUGUUCUAGGGUAUGUUCAUUUUUAUAAACCGAUAAGACCAUUGUCAAAUACAUUUGUGGUUACGGCGUUUAUUGAGCUAUAUUGGCAAAAAAAAAAAUGUUCUCCAACAAUAGAAUACAUUUCUGUAAGUUUAGAUGAUUAAAUUAUUUAGUUUGCAAGCAGCUGCAGGUUGUGGGUGUUCCCAGAACGUCCAGAGAUAAGCUCUCCUUAUUGUUUGAGAAACACCCCGGUAGGAACCAAUUUGUCUCCUUCAGUAGCGCCUCAGCAAGGCAAUUAAGUUUAGGGGAGUGAGAGACAAAAGAGUAGCAGUGAGGCAGCCUGCCCUGCAGGCAACAGGAAGGAGAUAGUAUAAAGGUUUAGAUCGUAGAGAAAGCUUUGAGAAAAGAAAGGAAAAGAAAGAAAGAAAAGUAUAUUUAAGAUKAUUUCAGAUAAUUGCAUUUAUGCUUGGCAGGCACCUCUCUUUUCUGACUAAAGAAGUAGGCCCAUAUAUUUCUACUUGUGGUGUCAUGCAGUAAAAUAAAGAUAAGGAACAGGGAAUUUAAGUUUACAACUCAAACCAAUAGGCAACCUCUUGACUAACCCACUACUCUGCUAACAUGGUAUGGCUGCAGUUUCACUGUCUUAACACAGGAGGGUGCUAAAGAAUAUCAAARGAUUCUCUCUGUCUCUCUCCCCCCUUUCUCUCUGUCUAGUCCUUUGCCCCCUAUUCUGAAUCUCUGAGUCUAUUCUACACCAAUA